Branchiostoma belcheri (Belcher's lancelet) is the source of this 2767-nucleotide messenger RNA. RefSeq names its product diphosphoinositol polyphosphate phosphohydrolase 1-like. The transcript is spliced from 4 exons. Bases 122 to 910 code for a protein of 262 amino acids. Gene Ontology annotation, molecular function: bis(5'-adenosyl)-hexaphosphatase activity; diphosphoinositol-polyphosphate diphosphatase activity; bis(5'-adenosyl)-pentaphosphatase activity. Gene Ontology annotation, cellular component: nucleus; cytoplasm. Gene Ontology annotation, biological process: diadenosine pentaphosphate catabolic process; diphosphoinositol polyphosphate metabolic process; adenosine 5'-(hexahydrogen pentaphosphate) catabolic process. Lineage: Eukaryota; Metazoa; Chordata; Leptocardii; Amphioxiformes; Branchiostomatidae. The record is from RefSeq and is a predicted model, not a curated record.
AAUCAGCGUCAGGCGGAACCAUCGUGUUUUCAAAAUGGCUGCUCACGUCGUCGGGUGGAUGUAUGUUUCCAGGUAAUUUUCGGCAUAUUUCUGGAUCAAACGAGCCGAUUUUAGGACCGCCAUGAAGCCCAAGGAGAACCAAGUUCGAACAUACGACGCAGACGGCUUCAGGAAAAGGGCAGCUUGUCUCUGCUUGAACGCAAACCGUGACCAGGUUCUUUUGGUGAGCAGCAGUCGUUACCCUGACCGGUGGGUGGUUCCGGGUGGUGGUCUGGAGCCAGAGGAGGAGCCAAGCCAGGCAGCCAUUCGAGAGGUAGCAGAAGAGGCAGGGGUAACAGGUGUGCUGGAUGUGCACCUGAGUGAGGAGAUCCCCCAGGGCUACUUGGACACCUUUGAGAACACAGAAAGGAAGCACCGCACCAUGGUAUAUCUCGUACAAGUCACCGAGCUGCUAGAUGAUUGGGAGGACUCACAGAAAAUAGGUCGCAAGAGGAAGUGGUUCUCCUUUCAAGAGGCCCAGCAGCGCUUGGCAGAGCACAAGCCUGUCCAGAAACAGUACAUUAUCAAACUGUUGUCGAUUCUCAACAAACAAAAGAACUGCGAAACCUCAACACCCAACUCCUCACAGACCACCAACACACAGCCAGCUGAAGAGCACAGUAUAGGAGGCGAAGACAGUGGCCUGGACUCCAGGAACGGACACAGCCUACCAGAACACAGAAGCUCCACUUCUCUGGAAGGAAGAAUGCAGCAGAAUAAGAAACAUGACAGCAGUAGUAACAAUGACUCUACAGGUCAAAGUAUAGAGUCCCAUGUUGUGGGGGCAGUAAGCAAACACAGGUUAGAAUCUUCCAACUCUCAAACAUCCAACAGAUUUUCAACACUGGCCAAAACAUGUGAUACAAGAUGACAGAAAGUAGCAGAUUUGUAAAUUAUAUGCUGUACAUAGAUAAGAAAAUGGUAAAGUUCUUGUCGUGGUACAUUUGGUAGAAAGAUACAAUAUAAGUUUGCAAUACUGUCAGUUGCUUCCAGAUAUAUAUCUAUUUUGAAUUAGAAUCCAAUUACAAGUGCAUAGUUUUUGUUAAGGGCUUACAAGUAAAAUUUUCCCAUGCGAAGUUUAGUUUAAAACACAGGCUGUUUUCCAAGCCAUACUUGUACAUGAACAUGUGUUUCAAGAGGGUCAUUUCUACAUAGCUGUGCUCUGUGAUUAACUUUGCCAAGAAAAUCAUUAGCAUCUCUUGUCAUUACAUUUGGCUGAAAUCUUUCCAAGUAGGUAAGGCAACAAUUACAGUCACAACUUACAGAAUUGCUUGAGGGAGAAUGGAACACAAGAUCCUCAAGAAAAAAACCCUUGAUCUCAGACAACAAAAAUGUAUCAAUUACAUGACAGAUAUCAAAACAUCUGUAACAAAGCUAGUCAACAUUUAUAAAGCACAAGCUGGGGUGACUUGUGUUGUCAAUGAUGUCCAGGAAUUAAUGACAACAAAUGGGUCAAGAUAUUGGAAGUGUCCUCUCUAUUUAUAUAGAUUGAAGCAGCUGCAUAGAGCCGUUAAGACCCAAUAGAUGUUGGAUAUUUUCUUGCAGUCUUCAGUCUUUCAAAUCAUUUUUACUAUGACACUGUGGAGUUAAGAAAAGCAACGUCAGUACAAGAUGCUCUACAUGAACUUUUAUGCAACUGAUGUAUGGUGUGGUGUGAUCAAAAUCACCAGUCACCAAAAUUUUGCAGGACAUUUUCACAAAACAAUAAUCUUUGGACUCAUUUUUUGCACGUCCAGUCAAUUUGCAAUACAGCCUCAUUGUCGUACAGUUUUCCAAUUUUGAUAAGUGAUCACUUACAUAACCCAUGUGUUGUGUGGAUUUGAUUAUCAAUAUCUUGUAUAUAGUAUAGUAUGUAUGAACAUUUCUACAUGACAUGGAAAUUUAUGAGCCGUUGUGUGUUAUGCCAUGAUAUAUUACACCUUGCCUGUUUUGCUGUUGCUGCUUAGCUGUUAUUCUGAAGAUACUGUAUGUACCAGUAUUCAAGGUACAUGUAUCUUCUUUUCCUGUAGGAUUGGGAUAUGUACAUAUCAGCACAAUAUUCUUCAACUUUUGGACUUUGAUUUGCAGUAAGAAGAAUGCCAACAAGACAGGACAAUGUACUAGUACUAGGCAGCCAUUUCAUUUGAAGAAUUUACGUCUGGCUAGAGGGAAAAAAAUUUAAGUAUGAGCUCCAGGGGUAAAAAUCAACCAUCUUUGUACAAUGUAAACAUACUACGGUAGCCAAAAACGUAUGUUGAUAAAACAAGACACAGAAACUGGACUCAUUUGCUUGCUUCAAUUUUUCUUCAAUAUUGGCAUGUUGAGCUUGUAUUUGUUUAAAAAAUUUUUAUUAUUAUUGAUAGGGUGAAUAUCUCUAUGCCUAUACAUGCUUAGCAAUAAUAUAUAUGUGCUUGUAUAAAGCAGUGUAUAGGACUACAAUUAUUGAGGCAUGCAGGGUGUUCUCUGCUUGACAGACAAGUUGCAGCACUAAUAUAUAGGACUGUUAGUCCAAGUUUAACCUGCAGAGAACUUUGGACUCGGAAGGGAAUGUACUGUUACAUUGAGUGAGGCUCGGGAUGAAGUACAUGUACUAACAAACUAGUAUCGUGAUUUCAACUACUAGAAGAGCUGUAUUUGUAUAUGUGUUGGCAUUGAGAGUUAUGGAUCGUGUGGUUGUUAAGUGAUACUAUGCAUGUUUAGCCUUUUGACCCAUCAGAUGUGACCUAAUAAAAGCUGAUAUGUAACAUCA